GUGCUGAUUGUCUUAUAUUUCUUCGCAAGGCUGUACAGGUGCAAUGGCAUUGGAAUUCGCCAGAGCUCACCCGGAGCUGUCUGUGACAGUGUUCGACUUACCGGCCGUUGUUGAAAUGAGUCCGCGUUUCCAUCCACCCUGCACGCAAGACAGGCUCACGUUUGUCGCAGGAGACUUCUUCAAAGAUGCCUUACCCAAAGCGGACUUGUACAUCCUCUCAAGAAUUCUCCAUGACUGGUCUGAUGAGAAAGUGCACUUCUUGCUCGGCAAAAUUUCAGAUGCAUGCACACCAGGUUGCGGCCUGCUACUGAGUGAGAUCUUUUUGGACGAGGGUCGGACAGGGCCAAGUCGCGGGCUGCUCCAGGCCCUCAGCAUGAGCGAAGGCAGACAGAGGAGCGCCGACGAAUACGCUCUGCUUUUGAAGAGCCACGACUUUGUUGCCACCGGUAUCAAACAGACGGAAAACCUGCUGGAUGCAAUGCUCUGCAUCAAAGUCUGACCACUCUCCAACACCCUACAGGCUGUGCUGUUGUCAUUGCUGAGACCAUGUUGGACGGGCGGUCCACCUGCUCAACCCUGCAGUUUCUGAAAAUGCUGGUCCACACCAAAGGCCUGGAGAAAACGCUGCGCUAGCAUGCCGAUUGCAUCAGGAAACACGGCUUCGGAAGCAUGCGUGUGGUACACCCGGGGAACUUUAAUGCAUUCAUUGUCAUUAAAAUGUGAGAAAAAUGGAAGAAUGUCUCUUUUCAUUCA
Messenger RNA from Hippocampus comes (tiger tail seahorse), 753 nucleotides. Its product is annotated as N-acetylserotonin O-methyltransferase-like protein. The transcript has 4 exons. Gene Ontology annotation, molecular function: O-methyltransferase activity. NCBI's taxonomy places the organism in Eukaryota, Metazoa, Chordata, Actinopteri, Syngnathiformes, Syngnathidae. The record is from RefSeq and is a predicted model, not a curated record. The coding region runs from base 44 to 499 and encodes 151 amino acids.